Pseudopipra pipra is the source of this 4871-nucleotide messenger RNA. It is a transcript of the gene SLC10A7, whose product is annotated as solute carrier family 10 member 7. The transcript is spliced from 13 exons. Gene Ontology annotation, cellular component: plasma membrane. Bases 359 to 1195 code for a protein of 278 amino acids. NCBI's taxonomy places the organism in Eukaryota, Metazoa, Chordata, Aves, Passeriformes, Pipridae. The record is from RefSeq and is a predicted model, not a curated record.
GCGCCAUGGGACUGCUGGAGCGGCUGCGGAAGGAGUGGUUCAUCCUGGGGAUUGUGCUGGUGAUCGCGGUGGCGCGGCUGGAGCCCGGCGUCGGCGUCAAAGGCGAGCAGAAGUUUGAGGAUAGACAGCUUCUUACUGAGGAGCCAGCUUUUUUUCCCUCUCUUACCUUCUGGGAAAAAAAGAAAGUUGACUUAAAAAAAUAUGGCUCUGAACACUUGCUGUGUCAACUAAGGCUCCGGUACUUCAUGGAGUUCAGGGACCCUUGAAACCAGAAAUUACCAUAACUUACAUUGCCGUUUCAGCUAUAUUCUUUAACAGUGGACUCUCCUUAAAAACUGAGGAGCUGACAAGUGCUUUGAUGCAUGUGAAACUACACCUUUUUGUCCAGAUUUUUACACUUGUGUUCUUCCCAACAGCAAUAUGGGUCUUUCUUCAGCUAUUAUCAAUCACACCCAUAAAUGAAUGGCUUUUAAAAGGCUUGCAGACAGUAGGCUGCAUGCCACCUCCUGUGUCUUCUGCUGUAAUUUUAACCAAAGCUGUUGGUGGAAAUGAGGCAGCUGCUAUAUUUAAUUCCGCUUUUGGAAGUUUUUUGGGCAUUGUUAUAACUCCACUUCUGCUUUUGCUUUUUCUUGGAUCAUCCUCCUCUGUGCCUUUUACAUCUAUAUUCUCGCAGCUGUUUAUGACUGUCGUAGUCCCUCUUAUUAUUGGACAGAUUGUCCGAAGAUACAUCAAGGACUGGCUUGAAAGGAAGAAGCCUCCAUUUGGUGCUAUCAGCAGCUGUGUGCUCCUGAUGAUCAUCUACACAACGUUCUGUGAUACUUUUGCCAAUCCAAAUAUCGACCUGGAUAAAUUUAGCUUGAUCAUAAUAGUGUUCAUAAUAUUUUCUGUUCAGAUGAGCUUCAUGUUUUUGACUUUCCUCUUCUCCACAAGGAAUAACUCUACUUUCACACCAGCAGACACAGUGGCUAUCGUCUUCUGUUCCACACACAAAUCCCUCACCCUGGGGAUUCCCAUGCUGAAGAUUGUAUUUGCAGGUUAUGAGCACCUGUCCUUAAUUUCUGUCCCCUUGCUCAUCUAUCAUCCUGCUCAGAUUCUUCUUGGCAGCCUGUUGGUACCAACGAUAAAAUCCUGGAUGGUUUCUAGGCAAAAGGCACUGAAGUUAACCAGGCAGCCCAAAGCACCCGUGAAGGUAUAAUUGUGGAGAUGGCCUGUGUCACAGUGAAUGUAUAUAUGUACUAUACUGUACACAUGGACAAUUGAGACAACUGGGUUUUGUGAAUGUUGCUUCAGUGCAUAUUUUAUUUUUAUAUAUAUAUAUAUAUAUUAGAAGAUACCUGUUAAGUGCCUUACAGAUGCAUUUUUGGCAAAAGCAUUGUUUCCAGAAGCCACUGCGUUGGUUACUGCAAGAGGUUGUACAGUAUUUUGGAGUCUUUAGUUUUUUAUUUUUCUAACCAAGUGAAUGGUCAUGACUGACAGCUGUUUCUUCCGUUGCCCCUGCUGUGAAGCCAAGGUGCACCAGCUGUAAGUCUCUGUUUUAAACUCGCCAAAAUGACCAGAAGCCUAUCCCACUGCUGGCUUACCAUGGGGAAGAGCUUUCUGAAGGUUUUUUUCUGAGAUUGACUUGAAUUUCUGUGUGACUCUGUUACACUCCCUAGUCAUAUGACUGUGACAUGCCUUUUUCUUCUGAGUUUGUGUAUACUCAGCAUGGGGCCAUCCAUUGGAUAGAAGCUGAGAAGCAUGAAUCAUUUGCAUUUGUUGACACAGUUGUCUAGACAUUCCUUCAAAGUUAAUGGUUUCUCAAGAAAAUUCUUUUAAUUCCAUUGUAUGAUAUUGUGCCAUUGUAUGUCUUAAAUGCCUCAUAAGCUUCUUCAAAGAAAUGGUCUGGUGCUUGGGAUCUGAGUGAAGUAUUUGUGUUUGCAGCUAGGAGAUCUUUUUGUAAUUUAUCCCUGAAGAAAACAAAUUUUUGGUUUCCUUUUUUUCCUUUUCCUUCCCCUGGUACAAUGCAUGGAGACCUGCAGUGACAGAAUUUAGGAUGCUAAUAUUGAAACAGAGCCUUUAUUGUAGUAUGCCAAGCUAUGUUUUCUUUACUGCUGCAUUGGUAAUGAAUAAUACCUUGUGAGGACAAGAAACUUGACAAUUUUUUUUUUUUUGUAAUUAAAAGGAUCCUUAGAGAAACAGAAAUGCUAUCUUAGCUCAUUUGACAAUCAACCACAACUUUUUAAAAAUUAUAUUACUCUUUUUAAUAAACUUAUAUAACAAAAGAAUAUGAAAUACUAUUUAUAAGAGAAAUGUUGAAGAGAAAGGAACCCAGGCAUGUAUUUAAACAUAUAGCCAGCAAUGCAUCUUGUCUGGAUAGAUUUCAGAAACGUACAUAGUCCAGACUGGGAGCUGUACCCAUGUGCAAAAAGUGUGCUAGCAAUGGUGCAUUAAAGUAUUAAAAGUAAUUAAAGAAAUAGGUCAAACUUGGAUCGAUAUAAAUGCAGAAGUUCCACGUGUGUCAUGGUUAACACUGCAGCUAAUGGUGCAACUGAGUGCAAACACCUUGGAGCAGAUCUUUAGCAAAUAUAAAUUACUGUAGCUCUGAUACGGCUGUAGCCGCUUACACAAGCUAAAGAUCUUUUGUGUGACAACAGGCAUGUGAAAUUCAUAUCCUUUUGCCUUAGUGAAAAAAUAUUGUGCUUGGUUUACCCAGUCUGUUAUUUCUAGUCUGUUAUUCCUGUGAAAAACAGGAAAGUAAUCUGGUACCAAUCCUCGGUGCUUUACCAGACGGUCAGUCUCUGUUGCCGUCUGUGUGAGAAUCUACGGGGUAUGCUGACAGCAUCACCCUGCUCAGAAUUGUCAUCACCAAUAAAACGACCAUGUGACAAAGGUGUGGGAGGUGGCAGCAUGCGGAAUUCUUUCAUUCCCUGGAGGGGGAUCGAUUCUCCCUGCUGAGCAGGCGAGAGGGCUGAGGGACGCUGUCCAGCGCCCAUGUCCCCCUGGGCUGUGCUCUCUGCUCACUGGCCAGUGAUGAGAUGGGCAGUGGGCAGUGAGCUUGUGGAUUUGAUCAGUGCAUCCCUAGAUAGCACAGUCAGAUCCACCUGUGGGGAACUGGAGAGAAUAGCAUGCAUGUGCUUGGGCCAAAUGGAAGGUUCCCCUUCCCUAAGCAUGUUAAGUGGUUACUGGCUCCAUAUGGGAAAAAAUUCCUAUGGGCUUAAAAACCUUCCUUGCAGCAGGGGACUGCUUUCAGACUCAGGACAGUGUCCUUUUGUUCUGUUUCCAUAAACCUGAAUUUCCAGAGUAUAUAAAGAUUCGAUCCCAGUCCCACUGAAAUUGAUGAUUCUUUCUGUUGGUUAUGAAAGGCAGAACAACAGGCCCAGAAAGAGUGUUCACUUCUUCAAAAUAUAUGGGAAGAGUUCAAGCAGACAGUAACUGACUGUGGCUGUGUCAAUGCUGAAUAGUCAGAACACUGCAGGUACCCCUACUGAGCUACCUCUGCGUACUGAAUCUCUGACUUUCAGUACAUCCAACAACUUGCUUAUUUUCCACUGAACACAUCCUUUGUUUUUUGUUAAUUUUUUUUCCACGUUUAAGAAUAUUUCAAACUGUUUUAUGGUGUAGCUUUGUUGGAGUCUUUACAAAGUCCUUUUUGAUUGCUCGGAGCAGCCUGAAUAUUGUGUAUGAGCGUUGGAGGUGUUGGUCUAAAGGGAAUAUAAAGCAAAACUGAAAUAUGUAUUUUAAAUCCAUACUUAAACUUAAUUAUGCACAUCAAUUUUGUUAUGUUUAAAGACUGUUGAGAUGUUUGUUUUAUGACUUGUUAUAUGUCUUUAAUAAACAGAAUGGUUUUGAAUUUAAUUUUGUUAAUAGGAAAACAAGAUAAAAUUACUGAUCCUCUAGGUCAAAUUUUACCUCUGUUAUCUAUGUUUCAUUCUUUUCUGGGUGAGCUUUUAAACUGUUGGCUUGUUUUUUAAAACAAAAAAAUCCAUGAACUGUAUGGAAAUAUUUUAUGAACUUGGGGAAAGAAAGUCCUCAGAAUAUUGCCAGUUGUCAUCAACUGAAAAUUAAUUCAUUGAACCCAAACAGUUUUUCAGGAAAGAAUUAGAACAGUUCUGAAGUAUUUUCCACUUCUUGGCUUUAAAUUUAACCAUUAUUAAACAUAAUCAGGCAAAACAAGAGCUUUGCCCAUGUUAAAACAUGAGGAUUUUCUUGAGCAUCAACAUUUCUUAUUUCUGCAUCUCUACAAUCCCAUCUAAUGAUAGCAGAGGUAAAAAAACCCACCCAAACAAGAAAACAGCACUUCAGAGGUCACAGGGAAUGUUAGCACUUUGUGUUGAGUUACUCAAACAUGUUAUUUCCCUCUUUUGUGCGCUAAACUGAAAAGCUUUUGAUGACUCCAGUAAUUUAUCUUACCAAGAUAAAUAAUUUUUAAUGUACUUAAAAUCAAAAGUGUGGCUGUGUUUUUUCUUAUGGAUCCUCUAGUUAGUGUGAAUAGGUUAUGUGACAGAGAGGCAGUCUCAGCAGAAACUGCACAGUUGUGCUUGUUCACAGAGCAGAAGGAGAGUAAUCCAGCAGCUUGGUUUUACAGAAGUAGUCCCCUAUGUUACUCUGGCAGUCAGGGAAGAGGGAGCUGUUAGUUUUAUUUGUGUAUGGUUUUCUGUGGAAAUAUCUUGACAGCAGGAGGUUAGAAGGCAAGAUGAAAUAUGGUCUGUCUGCAAGCACAUUGAUUUAUGUGCAAGUGCAUACGUGCAUAAGAGAUGAGCAGUUAUAUAUGUAGAAAUGACUAGAAAGGACCAAGUCCCUGGUAUACAUUUUUUUGCAAGACUGCAUAUGGAGAAAGAGCUACUUUUUUUUGAUGUUAUUCUGCCAUUAAAAGUAAAAUUUCAGACACUGAA